CCAUUGCAUAUACAUUUAUGUGUCAAUGUGUAUCAGUCAGCUCUUUGUCGUGCAACACUAUCCGCGUUGUCUUGCAUUAGCAACUGAAUGUUAGCUGGCUAACAUUCAGGUUCGCAAACCAGCCAAAUAGUCUGUGUGCGAGUACCAAGUGUGCGAUUCCGACGGUGGCGUGACACGUGUUUGUGUGUUGAGACGAUCAGAUGGAUGUUUUCCAGCAGCAAAAGAUACAUUCAUCGCGUAUAAUUAAAACAAUCAGAAUGGAACCUGCUUGCCGUAAGGACAAGCCAAAGCUCAACUCGACGCCAACUAGAGGAGACCGAUCCAAACAGAAAUCUGCACAGCAGGAACUCAAACAGCGACAGAGGGCAGAGAUAUAUGCCUUGAACAAGGUGAUGACUGAGCUUGAACAUCAGCAGUUUGAGACCUUUUGUAAACAGAUGCAGCAACAAGGAGAAUGAUUUAUGCUGUCUGCGCUGCCUUCAAUAGCGCUUUUCUUGGAUGAACUGAGGCGGCGGGUGGUACUCACAAAUAUGCCUAUGCCACACUGGGGACGUCAUGGUAUUUCCUUCCUAAAUCUGACACCAGCAUUGGACAAUCCGUCUGAAUCAUCGUCAAGCUCAUGUAAUUGAACAAAUUACAAUCAUUAUCAUCUGAAAAAUAACAACACUCCAGCCAUUAUUGGGGGAGGGAGGCACACUCAAAUGCAUGAUCGGGCCCACUCCGUCAUCCGCAAGGGGAGACCUUGCAGUUUACCUGCCAAUGUUAUGCAUGGACGCCAGGAGGUCUAUUAGCUACUCUCUAUCUGUGCAAAAUCAAGCAAGAUACCUAAUGGAAGAGAAACCUACCUAUGCGCACUGUUAGACAGCACUAGUCAGCACUCUGCUUGGCAAGAGAAUUGAGCCCAACGUGUUGAUUUUACGGCAUGGUGGUUCGUGGAAACAUUGCAGGGAAAAUAGCACACAACUAAGGCAACUCCGGUGAGACUAAUGUUUGCCUGAUUUCAGAGGUGUUCCAGACCUCAAAUUAGGCGGCCUCUCAAUUUUAUAUGAAGUAAUAGCCCUGCCUCAGGUGGACCCAGGAUUGCCCUUCUUCCCCAAAACGCAAACAAUGAACGACAAAGUUAUCCAGAAGUGGUGAGGUUUUCUCUUAUUGAAUCGGGUGAUCGUCCUUCAGAAUGUGUUAUCUUGAAUAUGCCCUGGAGUAUUUCUCUUCUAAAUGUUACGUGCAUUGUUACCGUAGUAUGGAACCGAUUUGAGAAGGGUGAGCAGCGUUGGAUAUGAUGUAAUAUUUCACCUUUGUUGAAUUGGUUACAGUGAGCUAUUCAUUUGUGUGGUAUGUGCAGUAUGUCUCUAUUCUCUGAGCAGGAGACCUUGGGGCAGUGUACAGCGUAGACUGUAUUUUUUUAUUUUAAUUUUUUUUUUAACCUCUUCAAUUCCCGAAAAAACACCUCAUCCGUUUGAAUCCAUCCUCUGCAUUUCAAAGUGUCCGGUAUUGUUUGAGGCACGAGUGUUCUUCAUCAGUAUGUUGCUGUGUCAGUAUGCUUCGAAGGUAGCUUCCUUUUAAGAAUUUUUGUCUCGAGCAUCUUUUUUUUUCAUCAAGGCAUUAGAUUGUCUUUACUGAUGACAAAUGGCUUUCAAUCUGUCAAAAAAAAAAAACAAUGAUGACAUAAACACGCUGUAUUGCUCUGAACUAACCUGUACCCGGGUUCGUUUUGUGUUCAACAUUUUGUUUUUAUUUGAAUUAAAAAAUCAAUCCAC
This is a messenger RNA of Hippocampus zosterae (dwarf seahorse), 1757 nucleotides long. RefSeq names its product small vasohibin binding protein (gene svbp). The transcript has 3 exons. The record is from RefSeq and is a predicted model, not a curated record. Bases 201 to 458 code for a protein of 85 amino acids. Gene Ontology annotation, biological process: negative regulation of protein ubiquitination; protein secretion. Gene Ontology annotation, cellular component: apical part of cell. Lineage: Eukaryota; Metazoa; Chordata; Actinopteri; Syngnathiformes; Syngnathidae.